Molecule: messenger RNA, 1602 nt
Organism: Durio zibethinus
Lineage: Eukaryota; Viridiplantae; Streptophyta; Magnoliopsida; Malvales; Malvaceae
Product: pre-mRNA cleavage factor Im 25 kDa subunit 2
Biological process (GO): mRNA 3'-end processing
Cellular component (GO): mRNA cleavage factor complex
Molecular function (GO): mRNA binding
Source: RefSeq, a predicted model, not a curated record
UCUCCGCUCUCCCUCCUCUGUACCCAGACAAUAUAAAGAAACCGUUUUGCCGCUGGAAAGAGAAAGUUUUAAACGUUUCGAUAAUCUAAUACAGUUCAAGCUUAUACGAUUUACGAGAAUCUUGGGGGAGGAGAGAGAUGGUAACGUCAUCGGUGGUGAACACUUAUCCACUGUCGAGCUACACCUUUGGCACCAAAGAGCCGAAGAUGGAGAAGGACACGUCCGUGGCGGAUCGCCUUGCUCGCAUGAAAGUCAAUUAUAUGAAAGAGGGCAUGAGGACUAGUGUUGAAGCAAUUUUACUGGUCCAAGAACAUAAUCAUCCUCACAUUCUUCUUCUGCAAAUUGGGAACACAUUCUGCAAACUUCCUGGUGGUCGCCUGAAGCCUGGAGAGAACGAGAUUGAGGGUUUAAAAAGGAAGCUGACCAGCAAGCUUGGAGCUAAUUCACCUGCUCUUGUGCCAGACUGGCAGAUUGGUGAGUGUGUGGCCAUCUGGUGGAGGCCCAACUUUGAGACCAUAAUGUAUCCAUAUUGUCCUCCCCAUAUCACAAAACCCAAGGAGUGCAAGAAGCUUUUCCUUGUUCACUUGUCUGAGAAAGAGUACUUUGCAGUACCAAAGAAUUUGAAACUUCUUGCUGUGCCGUUGUUUGAGCUUUAUGAUAAUGUUCAGAGAUAUGGACCAGUCAUAUCAACCAUUCCUCAGCAGCUUUCUAGAUUCCAAUUCAACAUGAUUACUACAUGACUUUGGCAUGGAUGUAAAGAGUGCCAACCUUACUGCUUGCUUCCAGACAGCUACAUCGUAAGAAUAUUGCAUUGGCUUCAAGAGCUGGAGCUGGUGGUAUUUAAUGAGAGACUUUUGUGUUACUUGGGUUUCCUAAGUUGAUUAAGAUGACUGAAACGUUGACACUAUGGUAAACUCUUGCACUUUAAUUUGAUUACAAACCAUUUUUUCAGCUUAUAUAUAAGUUUAGAGUCAUUACUAAUCAGAGUCGUAUCUUGUAUGGGUCCGUAGCCACGCUAGUGUCCCAACUUAGAUGGUUUAAUUUAAUGGUUUUAUAUUCUUUAAGAAUGUUUAACAAGCUAUUGUUGUGGGGUUUAAUGGGUUGUUAUAUCUUGGUUAUGGAUGUGUGAUUGUUUAGAUGUAGAGCUGUUUUGCUCCCAGUGUAAUUUGUAAGGUGGAUCAUUAGUUAUGACUAGCGAUGUUUAUGUAUCUUGGUUGAUGAUUGUUCAUCAAACGGGCUUACAAUGCAAUCAUGUAUUUGAGUCCCAUAAAUGAGAAGUUUAUGCUUGAUGUCGGUUAUGAAACAGGUAAAUUAGUUUGUUGGAUUUUGGAGUGUAUUAUUUCUACUCGACAGAUUGGAAUUAUGGGCAAAGGGACUGCAGGUACGGAUGGUUCCUUUGUGAUGGAGUGAAAAAUACCGAAGCUCCUAUUAUCUGUAUCCUGGUGAAAAUUGUAUAAUUUUCAUAUAAUAUAGAUGUGCGAGGAACUGUGAGAAACUGUUCAGUUUAUUCGAUGGAGGCAUCUUCAUUGGUUGAUUACUUGGCUUAUUUUGCCAAGUGGUUGGGGUCUGGAAUUACUUAAAUUCAAUUUGAGUGGAACCUUG